Messenger RNA from Arvicanthis niloticus (Nile rat), 2235 nucleotides. It is a transcript of the gene Mefv, whose product is annotated as MEFV innate immunity regulator, pyrin. Gene Ontology annotation, molecular function: zinc ion binding. NCBI's taxonomy places the organism in Eukaryota, Metazoa, Chordata, Mammalia, Rodentia, Muridae. The record is from RefSeq and is a predicted model, not a curated record.
AUGGCCAAGACCCUUGGGGAUCAUCUACUAAACACCCUGGAGGAGCUGCUGCCCUAUGACUUUGAGAAGUUCAAGUUCAAGCUGCAGAACACCAGCCUGGAGAAGGGCCACUCUAGGAUCCCCCGGGGCCACAUGCAGAUGGCCAGGCCAGUAAAGCUGGCCGAACUCCUGCUGAAACACUAUGGGGAGGAGUAUGCCGUAAGGCUGACCCUGCAGAUCCUGCGGGCCACCAACCAGCGCCAACUAGCAGAGGAGCUUCGAAAGGCCACAGGCCCAGAACACUUAGAUGAAGAAAAUAGAAUUGGUGGUUCUGUCCAGUCUUCUGCAGAGAAUAAGGCCAAAAGUGUGAAGGUACCAGAUGUCCCUGAAGGUGAUGGGAAACAGCAGAAUGAUGAGUCAGACACCCUGUCACUCAGCCAGGCUGAAGUGGGGAAGGGACCCCAGAAGAAACCACUGGCCAAAAGGAAGGAUCAGAGGAGCCCUGAGGUCCUGGACUCACAGAGGGUCAGAAGCACAGCACCUCUCUAUAGGAGAACCUUGGUUACCCAGUCUCCAGGGGACAAGGAAAACAUGGCAAGUGCCCCUUCGCAGAAAUGUCAGCUCUGCAGGGAGGCUGCAAGGAGUACAACAAUGUCCCAGGGAGGAGAGAAAUCAAGAAAGCUGAAGUGUAUUUGCCUUCAGGAAAGAAGCGACCCAGGAGUCUUGAAAUUACCACUUAUUCAAGAGAAGGAGAACCCCCAAAUUCAGAAGCUUUUCCGACUCAAGAGGAAACAAGAAAUGGGAGUUUCAUUCGCAUGAGCAGCUACCCUGAGUGGAAGGACUACAGGGGCUCUAGAAAAGGGCACAGGGAUUCCAGAGCAUUCCAUGGUGCUGGAUGAAGAAACAUUCAGAAACAUGUCUUCCAAAACAUCAUUGACUGGGGAGGAGAGGUGCACUACAUCAUGGAUGGAAAAUGGAAAUGGGAGUCCAGAAACCACAGAGUCCUCGAGAGAGACGGCUGGCAGCAUACUCUGCGACUCUUGUGAUCCAGAUGUGCCGUUGUCACUAUGUGAAAAAUCAGCCCAAACUCCAGAAGACCAAGCAUCCUUAGGACAGGCGGCUUGUAAAGGAAGGUCACAGGACAAGACUGCAUGCCCGCUUUGCCACACCCAGGAAGGAGACCUGCUUGGUGAUACCUGUGUGCAAAGUUCCUGUAGCUGCUCCAUAGCUCCUGGGGAUCCCAAGGCCCCAGGCAGAUGCGCCAUAUGCUUCCAGUGCCAAAGUUUACUUGCCAGAAAGAGCCGUGAAGCCCAGAGCCCCCAGUCCCUACCACAGUGCCCUCGUCACAUGAAGCAGGUGCAGCUGCUUUUCUGUGAAGAACACAGGGAGCUCAUCUGCCUCAUCUGCAGGCUGAGCCAGGAGCAUCAAGGACAUCGAGUGCGCCCCAUAGAGGAGGCUGCACUGGAGUACAAGGAGCAGAUCCGGAAGCAGCUGGAGCGCCUGCGGGAGAUGAGAGGAUAUGUGGAGGAGCACAGGCUACAGGGAGACAGGAAACCAGAUGACUUCCUGAAACAAACAGAAACACAGAAGCAGAGGGUUUCAUGUCAGCUUGAGAAGCUAUAUCAGUUCCUGGAGCAGCAAGAGCAACUUUUUGUGACCUGGCUACAGGAGCUAAGCCAGACCAUCAGCAAGGUCAGAGAGACAUACCACACUCAGGUUUCCCUACUGGAUGAGCUGAUUGGAGAACUAGAGGCCAAGCAAGACCAGCCAGAGUGGGAGCUCAUGCAGGACAUUGGAGUCACCUUGCACAGGGCUAAGAUGAUGACCACCUCUGAGCUGCUGGGCACUCCUCCAGGGGUUAAAGAGAAGCUCCACCUGCUCUACCAGAAGUCAAAGUCUGUGGAGAAGAACAUGCAGCAUUUCUCAGAAACACUGAACUCCGAAAUGGCAUUCAGUGCUUCAGAUGUAGCAAACUGGGAAGGACACCAGCCUAGCACAACACAGGCCCAGGGCUUGAUCCCCACCGUUCACCUAAAGUGUGAUGGUGCACACACACAGGACUGCGAUGUAGUACUUUACCCAGAACUGGAAGCUGGAGGAUCAGAACCUCAAGAUUACCUUCAUCCUCAGCCAUCUCAAGACACACCUGAACUACAUGAGAUCCAUUCUCGGCACAACAAAAGAAAAUUUAGAUCUUUCCUGAAAUGGAAACCUUCAUUCUCCAGAACUGACUGGCGCUUAAGAACAUGCUGGUAA